This is a messenger RNA of Conger conger (European conger), 16091 nucleotides long. RefSeq names its product low-density lipoprotein receptor-related protein 1-like. Gene Ontology annotation, molecular function: protein binding; calcium ion binding. Lineage: Eukaryota; Metazoa; Chordata; Actinopteri; Anguilliformes; Congridae. The coding region runs from base 506 to 14341 and encodes 4611 amino acids. The record is from RefSeq and is a predicted model, not a curated record. The transcript is spliced from 90 exons.
CAGAGGCGGUGGGGUGGUGAAGGAAAACGCGUUUAAAUUUUUUUAUUUUUUUGCACUGAACGAUAUUACCAGCUGUCACGGAGAUCACAAAUACAAACAAAGGAAACGUUUUCCGCCUCCCAAACGUAUAGUUUGUUCCCAUAUCUGACCGCCCAGGUUAUUUCUCAAUUUUAUUGGUGAAUAUAGCUGGCUAGCAAGCAAGCAAGCUAGCUGAUGAUCAAUACAUUGGCUACAUGGUAGCCGCAUAUCAAAGCAAACCGUAGCCUCAUAGGGCUCAAAGCUUUUUCACCCUUCUUUUUGGAACCACGCAUUUUUAAUCAUUGAGAGAAUACAGGAUUUACUGCGUUUCUGUGCGUGUUGGGGGGCGCACAUACACAAGAACAUUGGGGGUACGGCGCCCAGCUAGCUACGACUGGACAGGACCAGAAAAGCGGUCCAGUUGUGUGGAAUAUUCAUUGUUCUGUUUUUAUUUUUAUUCAUUUUUUUUUUAAAAUCCGUAUGAACAAUGUUAUCUUCCGUAACAAACAUGUUCGCUGCCGGAUUGCUUUUCCUAGGAUUUUUGCACAGUUCGGAGGUUAUCGUUCCAGGUAGUACAGCCAUUGGUGCUCCCAAGACCUGCAGCCCCAAGCAGUUUGUCUGUAAGGACCAGGUCACCUGCAUCUCCAAGGGGUGGCGCUGCGAUGGCGAGAAGGACUGCCCCGAUGGCUCUGAUGAGUCACCUGAUGUCUGUCCACACAGCCGGGUGUCUCGUUGCCCUCCCAAUGAGUACCAGUGCCUGGGCACAGACCUGUGCAUCCACAUGAGCAAGCUGUGUGACGGAGUCCAUGACUGCACUGACGGCUGGGAUGAGGGUCCGCACUGCCGAGAGCUCGCCUCCAACUGCACGCAAUUCGGCUGCCAGUACAGCUGCUCCCCGACCCUGACGGGACCCAUGUGCUACUGCAAGAGCGCCUACAAGAUCAGCCAGGAUGGGAAGACUUGUGAAGACUUUGAUGAGUGCACGGUGUACGGGACCUGCAGCCAGUCCUGCGCCAACACAGAGGGCUCCUACACCUGCAGCUGUGUGGAAGGCUACCUGCUGCAGCCAGACAACCGCUCCUGCAAGGCUAAGAAUGACCCAGUGGACCGGCCUCCAGUCCUCCUCAUAGCCAACUCCCAGAACAUCCAGGCCACGUCCCUGAGCGGCACCCCGGUCCACAGCCUGCUGUCCACCAGCACCAAGCAGACCACCGCCAUGGACUUCCUGUACGCCGAGGAGAUGGUGUGCUGGAUCCACGUGGGCGAUGCGGCCCCCGGCACCCAGCUCAAGUGCGCCAAGAUCCCCAACCUGAAGGGCUUCACUGAGGAGAGGACCAUCAACAUCUCCCUGAGCCUGCACCACGUGGAGCAGAUGGCCAUUGAUUGGCUGACGGGAAACUUCUACUUUGUGGACGACGUUGAUGACCGCAUCUUUGUCUGCGACAAGGACGGGGGCACGUGUGUCACAUUGCUGGAUCAGGAGCUCUACAACCCCAAGGGCAUCGCCCUGGACCCCACCAUGGGGAAGGUGUUCUUCACAGACUACGGCCAGAUCCCCAAGGUGGAGCGCUGUGACAUGGACGGGCAGAACCGCACCAAGCUGGUGGACAGCAAGAUCGUCUUCCCGCACGGCAUCACGCUGGACCUGGUCAACCGGCUGGUGUACUGGGCCGACGCCUACCUGGACUACAUCGAGGUGGUGGACUACGAGGGCAAGAACCGCCACACCAUCAUCCAGGGCCUGCUGAUCGAGCAUUUGUACGGCCUCACCGUGUUUGAGAACUACCUGUAUGCCACCAACUCGGACAACGCCAACAUGCAGCCCAAGACCAGCGUGAUCAGGGUCAACCGAUUCAACAGCUCAGACUACCACGUGGUCACCCGCGUGGACAAGGGGGGCGCCCUCCAUGUCUACCACCAGAGACGUCAGCCCCCAGUUCGGAGCCACGCCUGUGAGCCCGACCAGUUUGCGAAGGCGGGCGGCUGCUCCGACAUCUGCCUCCUGGGGAACAACCACAAGACCCGCACCUGCCGCUGCCGCUCUGGGUUCAGCCUGGGCAGCGACGGCAAGUCCUGCAAGAAGCCAGAACACGAGCUCUUCCUGGUGUAUGGGAAGGGCCGUCCGGGCAUCAUCCGGGGCAUGGACAUGAACGCCAAGGUGCCUGACGAGUACAUGAUCCCCAUCGAGAACUUGAUGAACCCCCGCGCCCUGGACUUCCACGCAGAGACGGAGUUCAUCUACUUCGCCGACGCCACCAGCUACCUCAUCGGCCGGCAGAAGAUCGACGGCACGGAGAGGGACACCAUCCUGAAGGAAGGCGUGCACACGGUGGAGGGCAUCGCCGUGGACUGGCUGGCAGACAACCUGUACUGGACGGACGACGGGCCCAAGAAGACCAUCAGCGUGGCGCGACUGGAGAAGGCCUCGCAGACGCGCAAGACCCUGAUCGAGGGCAAGAUGACCCACCCCCGCGCCAUCGUCCUGGACCCCGUGAACGGCUGGAUGUACUGGACGGACUGGGAGGAGGACCCCAGCGAGAGCAAGCGGGGGAGGAUCGAGCGGGCCUGGAUGGACGGCUCCAACCGGAACGUCUUCCUCACCUCCAAGACCAUCCUGUGGCCCAACGGGCUGAGUCUGGACAUCCCGCAGGGCGUGCUGUACUGGGUGGACGCGUACUACGACCGCAUCGAGAUGGUGUACAUCAACAGCACCGAGCGCAAGACUGUGUACGAGGGCCAGGAGCUGAACCAUGCCUUCGGCCUGUGCCACUACAAGCACUUCCUGUUCUGGAACGAGUACCGCAGCGGCAACAUCUACAAACUGGACCAGGUCACCAAGACCGUGACCCUGCUGCGCAACGAGCGACCGCCCAUCUUCGAGAUCCGCAUGUACGACGCCGUGCAGCAAGAAGGGACCAACGUGUGUAACGUGAAUAACGGCGGCUGCAGCAGCCUGUGUCUGGCCAUCCCCGGAGGCCGGCAGUGCGCCUGCGCAGAAGACCAGCUGCUGGACGCAGACGCAGUCAGCUGCAAAGCCAACCCCUCCUACAUCCCGCCCCCCCAGUGCCAGCCCGGGGAGUUUGCCUGUAAGAACAACCGCUGCAUCCAGGACCGCUGGAAGUGUGACGGAGACAACGACUGUCUGGACAACAGCGACGAGGCGCCCGAGCUCUGCCACCAGCACACCUGCCCCACGGACCGCUUCAAGUGCCAGAACAACCGCUGCAUCCCGCUGCGCUGGCUCUGCGACGGAGACAGCGACUGCGGAAACGAAGAAGACGAGGACGAGUCCAACACCACCUGCUCAGCGCGGACGUGCCCGCCCAACCAGUUCUCCUGCGCCAGCGGACGCUGCAUCCCCAUCUCCUGGACCUGCGACCUCGACGACGACUGUGGAGACCGAUCUGACGAGCCCGCCUCCUGUGCCUACCCCACCUGCUUCCCUCUCACCCAGUUCACCUGCGACAACGGCCGCUGCAUCAACAUCAACUGGCGCUGUGACAACGAUAACGACUGCGGGGACAACAGCGAUGAGGCGGGCUGCAGCCACUCCUGCUCCAGCGCGCAGUUCAAGUGCAACAGCGGCCGCUGCAUCCCGGAAUACUGGACCUGCGACGGCGACAACGACUGCGGCGACUUCAGUGACGAAACCCACGCCAACUGCACCAAUCAGGCCACGCGCCCGCCCGGCGGCUGCCACAUCGACGAGUUCCAGUGCCGCAUGGACGGGCUGUGCAUCCCCAUGCGCUGGCGCUGCGACGGAGACACCGACUGCAUGGACCUGAGCGACGAGAAGAACUGCGAGGGCGUCACGCACAUGUGCGACCCCGCCGUCAAAUUCGGCUGCAGGAACUCCGCCCGCUGCAUCAGCAAGGCCUGGGUGUGUGACGGAGACAGCGACUGCGAGGACAACUCUGACGAGGAGAACUGCGAGGCCCUCGUGUGCAAGCUGUCCCACCACGUCUGCGCCAACGACACCUCCAUCUGCCUGCCCGCCGAGAAGCUGUGCGACGGCACGGACGACUGCCCCGACGGCUCGGACGAAAAGCUCUGCGAUCUGUGCUCUCUGGAGAAUGGUGGCUGCAGCCACAACUGCACAGUGGCCCCGGGCGAGGGCAUCCUGUGCUCGUGCCCGCUGGGCAUGGAGCUGGGCGCCGACAACAAGACCUGCCAGAUCCAGAGCUUCUGCGCCAAGCACCUGAAGUGCAGCCAGCGCUGCGAGCAGGAGAAGAACCACGUCAAGUGCUCCUGCUACGAGGGCUGGGCCCUGGAGCCCGACAUGGAGAACUGCAAGAGCCUGGAUCCGUUCAAGCCCUUCAUCAUCUUCUCCAACCGGCACGAGAUCCGCCGCAUCGACCUGUACAAGGGCGAGUUCAGUGUCCUGGUGCCCGGCCUCCGCAACACCAUCGCCCUGGACUUUCACCUCAACCAGAGCUCCCUCUACUGGACCGAUGUCGUGGAGGACAAGAUCUACCGCGGCAAGCUGUCAGAGAACGGCGCUCUGACCAGCUUCGAGGUGGUUAUCCAGUAUGGGCUGGCCACCCCAGAGGGCCUGGCGGUAGACUGGAUCGCUGGAAACAUCUACUGGGUGGAGAGCAACCUGGACCAGAUUGAGGUGGCCAAGCUUGACGGCACCAUGCGCACCACCCUUCUGGCUGGGGAGGUGGAGCACCCUCGAGCCAUUGCCCUUGACCCCCGGAAAGGCAUUCUGUUCUGGACGGACUGGGACGCCAGCCUGCCCAGGAUAGAGGCGGCGUCCAUGAGCGGGGAGGGCCGGCGAACCAUCCACAAGGAGACGGGGAACGGUGGCUGGCCCAACGGGCUGACCGUGGACUACCUGGAGGAGCGCAUCCUGUGGAUCGACGCCAGGUCUGAUGCCAUCUACUCUGCCAAGUACGACGGGUCUGGGCUGAUUGAGGUCCUUCGAGGGCACGAGUACCUGUCUCAUCCGUUUGCUGUCACCAUGUAUGGAGGAGAGGUGUACUGGACUGACUGGCGCACCAACACCCUGGCCAAGGCCAACAAGUGGACCGGGAACAACGUGACUGUAGUGCAGAGGACCAACACUCAGCCUUUCGACCUGCAGGUCUACCACCCGUCCAGGCAGCCUCAAGCUCCUAAUCCAUGCAAUGGCAAUGACGGCCGAGGCCCCUGCUCCCAUCUGUGCCUGAUCAACUACAACCAGACCUUCUCCUGCGCCUGCCCCCACCUGAUGAAGCUGGGAACCGACAGGCACACCUGCUAUGAGUCCCGGCAGUUCCUCCUCUACGCCCGGCAGAUCGAGAUCCGAGGCGUGGACAUCGACAACCCCUACUACAACUACAUAAUCUCCUUCACCAUGCCGGACAUCGACAACGUGACAGUGCUGGACUACGACGCCGUGGAGCACCGGAUCUACUGGUCGGACGUGCGCACGCAGACCAUCAAGCGCGCCUUCAUCAACGGCACUGGGGUGGAGACGGUGGUGUCUGCCGACUUGCCAAACGCUCAUGGCUUGGCAGUGGACUGGGUCUCCCGAAACCUGUUCUGGACAAGCUACGAUGCCAACAAGAAGCAGAUCAAUGUGGCUCGACUGGACGGCUCCUUUAAGAACGCUGUUAUCCAGGGCCUGGACAAACCACACUGCCUGGUGCUGCAUCCUAUCUUAGGAAAGUUGUACUGGACAGAUGGAGACAACAUCAGCAUCGCCAACACGGACGGCACCAACCGCAGUCUCCUGUUCACCAAUCAGAAAGGGCCCGUCGGCCUGUCCAUCGACUUUGAGGAGGAGCGUCUGUACUGGGUCAGCUCGGCCAACAGCACCAUCAGCCGCUGCCGGCUGGACGGGACGGGCCUGGAGGUUCUGGAGGGGGUGAAGGGCAAGCUGACCAAGGCCACAGCGCUGGCCAUCAUGGGAGACAAGCUGUGGUGGGCGGACCAGGGCACAGAGCAGAUCGGGACGUGUGACAAGAUUGACGGAGGAAACUGGAAGGUUCUGAGGAACAGCACAUCCCCCAUGAUGCACAUGAGGAUCUACAACGAGACCGUGCAGAAAGGCACCAACCUGUGCAGCACUAAUAAUGGAGACUGCUCCCAGCUGUGCCUGCCUACCUCCCCCACCACCCGGGCCUGCAUGUGCACCGCCGGGUACAGCCUGAGGAGCGGCCAGAGAUCCUGCGAGGGUGUGGGCUCCUUCCUGCUGUACUCUGUGCACGAGGGAAUCCGAGGGAUACCCCUGGAGCCCUCCGACAAGUCCGACGCCCUGGUGCCCGUCUCUGGCACCUCCCUGGCUGUGGGCAUCGACUUCCACGCUGACAACGACACCAUCUACUGGGUGGACAUGGGCUUGAGCACCAUCAGCCGUGCCAAGAGAGACCAGACCUGGCGCGAGGACGUGGUGACCAAUGGCAUCGGCCGAGUGGAGGGCAUCGCAGUGGACUGGAUCGCUGGGAAUAUUUACUGGACUGACCAGGGCUUUGACGUGAUUGAGGUGGCCAGGCUGAACGGGUCGUUCCGUUACGUGGUGAUCUCCCAGGGUCUGGACAAGCCAAGGGCCAUCACUGUGCACCCAGAGAAAGGGUACCUGUUCUGGACUGAGUGGGGUCAGUACCCACGCAUCGAGAGGUCCCGUCUGGACGGGACCAAGAGGGCCGUGCUGGUGAACGUCAGCAUCAGCUGGCCCAACGGCAUCUCCAUCGAUUACCAGGAGGGCCUCUUGUACUGGUGCGAUGCCCGGACGGACAAGAUUGAGCGCAUCGACUUGGAGACGGGGGAGAACCGCGAGGUGGUGCUGGCCAACAACAACAUGGACAUGUUCUCCGUGUCAGUCUUUGAGAGCUACAUCUACUGGAGCGACAGGACUCACGCAAAUGGCUCCAUCAAGCGGGGACACAAGGACAACGCCACCGAUUCCAUUUCUCUGAGGACAGGCAUUGGUGUACAGCUUAAAGACAUCAAGGUCUUCAACCGUGCCAGACAGCAGGGGACAAACAUUUGCAAAGACAACAACGGUGGCUGCCAACAGCUCUGCCUUUUCCGUGGCAACGGGCAGCGCACCUGCGCCUGUGCCCACGGCAUGCUGGCGGAAGACGGGAGCAGUUGCCGCGACUACGAAGGCUACCUGCUAUACUCGGAGCGCACCAUUUUAAAGAGUGUCCACCUAUCGGACGAAAGCAACCUAAACGCGCCCAUCAAACCGUUCGAGGACCCGGAACACAUGAAGAACGUCAUCGCCCUCACAUUCGACUACCGCGGGGGCGGCGGGAAAGGCGCCAACCGCAUCUUCUUCAGCGACAUCCACUUCGGCAACAUCCAGCAGAUCAACGACGACGGCUCCGACCGCAAGACCGUGGUGGAGAAUGUGGGUUCGGUCGAAGGGCUGGCCUACCACCGAGCCUGGGACACCCUGUACUGGACCAGCUACACCACCUCCACCAUCACCCGUCACACGGUGGACCAGGGCCGCUGGGGCGCCUACGACCGCGACACCGUGGUCACCAUGUCCAGCGACGACCACCCGCGGGCCUUCGUGCUAGACGAGUGCCAAGACCUGAUGUUCUGGACCAAUUGGAACGAGCAGUCUCCCAGCAUCAUGCGAGCCUCCCUGUCAGGCGCCAACGUGCUGGUGAUCAUCGGCAAUGACAUCCGCACGCCCAACGGCCUGGCCAUCGACCACCGGGCCGAGAAGCUGUACUUCUCCGACGCCACGCUGGACAAGAUCGAGCGCUGCGAGUACGACGGCUCGCACCGCUACGUGGUGUUGAAGAACGAGCCGGUGCACCCCUUCGGGCUGGCCGUCUACGGCGACUACAUCUUCUGGACCGACUGGGUUCGCAGAGCCGUCCUCCGGGCCGACAAGUACGUGGGCGGAGACAUGAAGGUCCUGCGGGCCGACAUACCCCAGCAGCCAAUGGGCAUCGCCGCCGUGGCCAAUGACACCAACAGCUCAGGUGAAUUCUCCCCUUGUCGGGUGAACAACGGGGGCUGUCAGGACCUGUGCCUGCUCACCUCUGAUGGGAGGGUCAACUGUAGUUGCCGCGGAGACCGCAAGCUGAUGGAGGACAGCACCUGCACCGCUCUGAACACCACGUGUAACAGCAUCGACGAGUUCGAGUGCGGGAAUGGCGACUGCAUCAACUACAGCCUGACCUGCGACGGCAUGGCGCACUGCAAGGACAAGUCGGACGAGAAGCAGUCCUACUGCGCCAACCGCGUGUGCAAGAAAGGCUACAGACGCUGCAUCAACGGCCGCUGCAUCGCCCACCGCUUCUGGUGCAACUCCAUGGACGACUGCGGGGACAACUCGGACGAGCUGCCCUGCAAUGCGACCCUGUGCACCGCGGAGGAGUUCCAGUGCCGAAACGGAGGCUGCAUCUCCAACUCCACCCGCUGCAACCAGGUGGUGGACUGCGACGACGCCAGCGAUGAGAUGAAUUGCCCUCCCACUGAUUGUUCCAGCUACUUCCGUCUGGGAGUGAAGGGUUUGUCGUACCAGAAGUGUGAGUUCACCACUUUCUGCUACGACACGUCAUGGCUGUGCGAUGGGUCCAACGACUGCGGAGACUUCUCUGAUGAGAGAAACUGUCCAGAAAAGAAGAAGACCAAGUGCCCCGUGAACUUCUUUGCCUGCCCCAGUGGCCGCUGCAUCCCCACAAGCUGGACCUGCGACAAGGAGAACGACUGUGAGAACGGGGCAGACGAGACACACUGCGACAAGUUUUGCACGGCCACGCAGUUCGAGUGCGGUAACCACCGCUGCAUCUCUGACCGCUGGGUCUGUGACGGGGCGGACGACUGCGGGGACGGCACGGACGAGGACAGCCGCUGCAAAAACAAGACUUGCAGCCCUGAGGCGUUCCAGUGCCCUGGCACCCACCUGUGUGUCCCCCAGCGCUGGAAGUGUGACGGGGACAAGGACUGUCCCGACGGCGGUGACGAGAGUGUCAAGGCUGGAUGCGUGUUCAACAACACCUGCGAGGACAGCGAGUUCAUGUGUCAGAACCGCCAGUGCAUCCCCAAGCACUUCGUCUGCGACCAUGACAACGACUGCGGCGAUGGCUCCGACGAGUCGCCAGAGUGCGAGUACCCCACGUGUGGGCCCAACGAGUUCCGCUGUGCCAACGGCCGCUGCCUGACCCAGGGCCGCUGGGAGUGCGACGGAGAUUUCGACUGCCACGACCGCUCGGAUGAGGCUCCCAAAAACCCGCACUGCACCAGCCCCGAGAAGAAGUGCAACGACACGGCCUUCGUGUGUAAGAACGGGAACUGCCUGAACGAGACGCUGCUGUGCGACCGCAACGACGACUGUGGGGACGGCUCGGACGAGCUCAACUGCUUCGUCAACGAGUGUCUGAACCGCAAGCUGAGCGGCUGCUCGCAGCUCUGCGAGGACCAGAAGAUCGGCUACAAGUGCAGGUGCCUGCACGGGUUCCACCUGAAGGACGACGGGAAGACCUGCGUGGACAUCGACGAGUGCACCUCCACCUACCCCUGCUCGCAGCGCUGCAUCAACACCUACGGAAGCUUCCAGUGCCUGUGCGUGGAGGGCUUCCUGCAGCGGCCCGACGACCACACGGCCUGCAAGUCCACCUCCGAGGAGGAGCCAUUCCUCAUCUUUGCUAACCGCUACUACCUGAGGAAGCUGAACCUGGACGGCUCUAACUACACCCUGCUAAAGCAGGGACUGAACAACGCGGUUGCCCUAGACUUUGACUACAGGGAGCAGAUGAUCUACUGGACAGACGUGACCACACAGGGGAGCAUGAUCCGUCGCAUGAACAUCAACGGCAGCAAUGUGCAGGUGCUGCACCGCACCUCUCUCAGCAACCCUGACGGAUUGGCUGUGGACUGGGUGGGCGGGAACCUGUACUGGUGCGAUAAGGGCCGGGACACCAUCGAGGUGUCGAAGCUGAACGGGGCCUACAGGACGGUGCUGGUGAACACAGGUCUGAGGGAGCCGCGUGCUGUCGCUGUGGAUGUCCGCAACGGGUACCUGUACUGGUCCGACUGGGGCGACAACCCCCACAUCGGCCGCAUCGGCAUGGACGGCACCAACCGCAGCGUGAUCGUGCAGGACCGCAUCACCUGGCCCAACGGCCUGACGCUCGACUUCAUCAACGACCGCAUCUACUGGGCCGACGCCCGUGAAGACUACAUAGAGUUCGCCAGCCUGGACGGCACCAACCGCCACACGGUGCUGAGCCAGGAUAUCCCUCACAUCUUCGCCAUGACGCUGUUCGAGGAGUUCAUCUACUGGACCGACUGGGAGACCAAGUCCAUCAACCGUGCUCACAAGUCCCUGGGCACCAACAAAACCAUGCUGAUCAGCACCCUGCACAGGCCCAUGGACAUUCACAUCUUCCACCCGUACCGCCAGCCAGAAGUGUCUAACCACUCCUGCCAGACAGACAACGGGGGCUGCAGCAACCUGUGCCUGCUCUCUCCAGGAGGGGGACACAAGUGCGCCUGUCCCACCAACUUCUACCUGGCCAACGACGGGCGCCAGUGCAUGUCCAACUGCACAGCCAGCCAGUUUGUUUGCCAGAAUGACAAGUGCAUCCCCUUCUGGUGGAAGUGUGACACAGAGGAUGACUGCGGGGACCGGUCUGACGAGCCCGCCGACUGCCCUGAGUUCAAGUGCCGCCCGGGUCAGUUCCAGUGCGGCACCGGGAUCUGCACCAAUCCGGCCUACAUCUGCGACGGAGACAACGACUGCCAGGACAACUCCGAUGAGGCUAACUGCGAUAUCCAUGUGUGUCUGCCAAGCCAGUUUAAAUGCUCCCAUCCCAGUCGCUGCAUACCCGGAAUCUUCCGCUGCAACGGCCAGGACAACUGUGGAGAGGGAGAGGACGAGAGGGACUGCCCCGAGGUCACCUGCGCCCCUAACCAGUUCCAGUGCGCCAUCACCAAGCGCUGCAUCCCGCGCGUGUGGGUGUGUGACCGCGACAACGACUGCGUGGACGGCUCCGACGAGCCCGCCAACUGCACCCAGAUGACCUGCGGCGUGGAUGAGUUCCGCUGUAAAGACUCGGGCCGCUGCAUCCCGGCCCGCUGGAAGUGUGACGGGGAGGACGACUGUGGAGACGCCUCCGACGAGCCCAAGGAGGAGUGUGAUGAGAGAACCUGCGAGCCCUAUCAGUUCCGCUGCAAGAAUAACCGCUGCGUUCCGGGCCGCUGGCAGUGUGACUAUGACAACGACUGCGGGGAUAACUCGGACGAGGACAAGUGUGUGCCGCGGAAGUGCUCGGAGAGCGAGUUUGCCUGCACUAAUGGCCGCUGCAUCGCGGGGAGGUGGAAGUGUGACGGAGACCACGACUGUGCUGAUGGGUCUGACGAGAAUGGCUGCGAUCUGAAGUGCGACAGCGACCAGUUCCAGUGCAAGAACGGCCACUGCAUCCCCAUCCGCUGGCGCUGCGACGCCGACGCUGACUGCAUGGACGGCAGUGACGAGGAGAAGUGCGACAGCGGGGUUGGGCGACACUGCCCCCUGGAUGAGUUCCAGUGCAAUAACACCCUGUGUAAGCCGCUGGGCUGGAAGUGUGACGGAGAGGACGACUGCGGGGACAACUCGGACGAGAACCCUGAAGAGUGCAAGCAGUUCCAGUGCCCACCGACACGCCAGUUCCGCUGCCAUAAUGACCGCGUCUGCCUGGGCGUCAGCAAGCAGUGCAACGGCAUCGACAACUGCGGGGACAACAGCGACGAGCUGAACUGCCAGGUGCCCCCGCCCACGCCCGUCUGCGAGAAGGACGAGUUCCCCUGCAGCAACAGCAAGUGCAUCAGCUCCACGCUGCGCUGCAACUUCUACAACGACUGCGAGGACUACGGCUCCGACGAGAUUGGCUGCAAGAAAGACACUGCGCUGAACGACUGCCGCAGCAACAGGACCCUGUGCGGAGACGGAGACGAGGCGCACUGCGUCACCAACGGCACCAACUCCUUCUGCUCCUGCAAACCGGGCUUCCAGAAGACAGACCACAACACCUGCGAAGAUAAGAAUGAGUGCAAGCAGUUUGGUGUCUGCUCCCACAUCUGCAACAACACCAAGGGCUCCUACAAGUGCAGCUGCCACAAGUACUUCACCAAGAUUAACGACACCUGCAAGGCUGACAAUCUCAACAGCAACAGGCAGGUGCUCUACAUCGCCGACGACAACGAGAUCCGCAGUCUGGACCCCGGCAGGCCCAACGGGCUGUACGAGCAGACGUUCCAGGGAGACGCCAACGUCCGCAUCAACGCCAUGGACCUGCACGUCAAGUCCAACAAGAUCUUCUGGACCAACUGGCACACAGGCCGCAUCUCUGUCUACGAGCUCCCUGCCUCCUCGCCCAAUUCCAAUUCCAAUUCCAAUUCCAAUUCCAAUUCCAACUCCAACUCCAACUCCAACUCCAACUCCAACUCCAAUUCUAAUUCCAAUUCCAAUUCCAACUCCAAUUCCAACUCCAACUCCAAUUCUAACUCCAACUCCAACCGCAAGCGCAGGCAGACUGAGACGCGCAUCACCGACCUGGAGAUCCCUGGGCUGAAGAUGCCUCGCGGGAUUGCGGUGGACUGGGUCGCCAGGAACAUCUACUGGACCGACUCCGGGCGGGAUGUGAUCGAGGUGGCCCAGAUGAACGGGCAGAACCGCAAGACCCUGAUCUCUGGCAUGAUUGACGAGCCCUACGCCAUCGUGGUGGACCCCCAGAGAGGGACCAUGUACUGGGCGGACUGGGGGAACCAUCCCAAGAUCGAGACUGCAGCCAUGGACGGGACCAUGAGGGAAACGCUAGUCCAUGACAACAUCCAGUGGCCCACAGGCCUGGCCGUGGACUACUUCAACGAGCGUCUGUACUGGGCCGACGCCAAACUGUCCGUCAUCGGCAGCGUGAGGCUCAACGGCACCGACCCCGUGGUGGCCGUCAGCAGCGUGAAAAACAACCUCCACCUCCCCUUCAGCAUAGACAUCUUCGAGGACUACAUCUACGGCGUCACCUACAUGAACAACUUUGUUUUCCGCGUGAACAAGUUCGGAAAGGGGACCAUGGAGAACCUGACCACGGGCAUGAACCACGCCACCGACAUCGUGCUGUACCACCGAAACAAGCAGCCAGAGAUGACCAACCCCUGCGACCGCAAGAAGUGUGAGUGGCUGUGUCUCCUGAGCCCCAGUGGACCCGUGUGCACCUGCCCCAAUGGCCACACGCUGGACAACGGCACCUGUGUGGAGCUGCCCUCCCCCACGCAGUCGCCUGGGCCCCCGCCCGCGGGACCCUGCACAGUGCAGUGUCUGAACGGAGGCAGCUGCUUCCUCAAUGCCCGCAAGCAGCCCAAAUGUCGCUGCCAGCCCAACUACAGCGGGGAGACGUGCGAGAUCGACCAGUGCCGCGACUACUGCCAGAACGGGGGCACCUGCACUGCCUCCCCAACAGGGACGCCCACCUGUCGCUGCCAGACGGGCUUCACCGGGCCCAACUGCAACCAGCAAACCUGCAAGAGCUACUGCCAGAACGGCGGCAACUGCACCGUCAACCAGGGCAACCAGCCCACCUGCCGCUGCCCAGACGACUUCCUGGGAGACCAGUGCCAGUUCCGGGCGUGCGAGGGGCACUGCCAGAACGGCGGAGAGUGUCUGCAGGCCCCCAACGGGGCCAAGCACUGCCGCUGCCCCCCGCAGUACAACGGGCACUCCUGCGAGAUCGACAAGUGCCACUACUGCUGGGAGGGCAAGUGCAUCCGCAACGUCUUCCUGUCCAACGGAGACGUCACCUGCAGGUGCUCAGAUGGGAGGGUCCAGCCCAGCUGUUACUCGUGUAAAGAGUACUGCAUCUACGGACAGUGCUCCAUCAACCCCCGCACAAAGCUGCCAGAGUGCCAGUGUCCUGCAGGCUGGAUGGGAUAUCGCUGUGACACGCCUAGUGCUGCUGUGGACUCCUCUGCUUCAAGCGGCAGAACCGCCUCCAUCGUUAUACCAGUGCUCCUGCUGCUCCUGUUGGUGCUGCUUGUCGCUGGCGCCAUCUUGUGGUACAGGAAGAGAAUGCGUGGGUCUGUAAGGCUGGGCAAAUCCUGCUCCAGACGCUCGCGCGCUAAGGGCUUCCAGCACCAGCGGAUGACCAACGGGGCCAUGAAUGUGGAGAUCGGGAACCCAGCGUACAAGAUCUAUGAGGGCGAGCCAGACGACGACUCUGGGGAGCUCCUGGAUUCAGACUUCACGCUGGACCCUGACAAGCCCACAAACUUCACCAACCCCGUCUACGCCACCCUGUAUAUGGGCGCCCACAACAGCCGCAACUCCCUGACCAGCACGGACGAGAAGAGAGAGCUACUGUCCAGAGGGGACGAGGACAUGGGGGACCCGCUGGCAUAGACUGACGCCCCCUACUGUCAGCAAAACGCCGCUACACAACAUUUAUCACCUUUUUAUUUUGCCUUUUAAAGAAAAUAAAAGUACGAAAAGCAACAAAAAAAGCAAGAACACUGUAUAAAAUGUACAAAAUGAAGGACUACUUUUGUAUGUGAUUGCAGUAUUAUAUUUUGUUCUUUUACAAUUCUUCUGGUCAAAAAAAAGAACCUUUUUCUAAAAGAUUUUUUUUUCUUUUUUUUUCUUUUUUUCUUUUUUUUAACUUUUCACCCCUCCCCUUUACCCAAAUAGCCACUACCUCUGUGCAACAAUGAAAUGGGGGGAGACAGAAGGAAGGAGAAGAAACAGAACAACAGUGGAACAAUUUUAAUUUUUUAUUUUUGUAUGAAUUGUAUAGACAAAAAAACAUUGUUCCAUUCAAUAGCGGCAAGUGUCUGUUGUUUGCGGAGAUAGAGAGGUGGAGGGUGAGCUCGGAGCUAAAGUAAAAUAGCUAGCCCCGUGUGCACCUGUAUCGGUACUGCUGGACGUCCCUGGAGAGAGGAUCCAGGAGAGUUGCGUUUGGGGUGUACAGCACAUGUAAAAUGGUGGCUUGGUGGCAUCUUCAGUCUUUUCCAUGUUUUUCACUCAGAAGCCAGUGUUCGAGAAUGACUGCGUUUUCUUCCUUGCACAGACAGAUAAUUGCUUAAGUGUUUUAAAACUAUCCACAAGAAUGCAAACAUAUACCAUAAACAAAAAAAAUAAGGACAGUAUGUUUUAUCAUGUUUUAAAGUUUUAGGGUUGGAGAGAUGUACAAAUAGAUUUAAUGUGCAUAAAAAUGAAUUUGUGUAUGUCGAGGGAGGUGACUGUGAUGGAACAUUCCGGGGGUUGUGGUGCUUCCAAGAUGGCAGACUGGCAGCAGACAGGGACCGUAAUCCAUGUAAGCAGAACAUCUGUGUUUUGCAUGUAGAGACUUCUGACUCGUCCCUACAAAUCUUCACAGAGUCUGUGAGGCAGGUUUUCUGUUCAGCACUGUAUAGUGGGUGGUCGGUGUGUGGUCAGAAGUAUGGUAAUGAGGAAAAAAGACAGGGAAGUGUAUCUUCUUUCUCACUAACUUUUUUUGUAAGGGCUGGACAGCAUACAGUAUACAUGGCACUUCUGUGUGGAUUUUAGUGAUUUUUUUAAAAAGAUGAUUUUGCUCAUGCAGUAGGUUUCUGUUAAUGCUCAUUUUAAGCGCAAUCCGAAGAGUUCUGUAAUGUCUCUAGUUGCAUUUACUCUGUCUUUGUUGUUUUUUUUCGCCACGCUGCUAACGCUACAGUUUGUCUGUUUGAUACAUUCAAGCUCAGCUAUUCACAUGCUGCUGAGUUGCUGCUUGUGUUGGAGGUGAUCAGCCAUAUUAAAUGCAUGUGAAACAACAAAACAAAAGGAAAAUUACUAGAGUAACAUUCCUCACCCAACACCACGCAACAGUAUUCAUGCGAGUGUGAUUUAGAUUUUUUUGUUAAUUUCAGCUCUUCUUGCUUGUUCAUUUUUGAUUGCGAUGGAGAAACGAGUACAAUCAUUUGUUCUAAAAACUUUUGCAAAAUCAUACAUGCAUUUUUUUAAGAUUUUGUUUUUGUUUUAUUUUUUUAAAAAAUGACAAAAUAGCUUUUAUAGUAGAAAUGCAUGGAUGCUCAGACUUUCUUCUGGAAAGAACGUUUUUUUUUUUUGCUGGAGUACUUUACAAACUAAAUAACAGAUAUUGUUAUAAAUAAAAAUUUUAAAAGUGUACAGAAAAAAA